Molecule: messenger RNA, 2025 nt
Organism: Brassica napus (rape)
Lineage: Eukaryota; Viridiplantae; Streptophyta; Magnoliopsida; Brassicales; Brassicaceae
Product: probable WRKY transcription factor 38
Biological process (GO): regulation of DNA-templated transcription
Molecular function (GO): DNA-binding transcription factor activity; sequence-specific DNA binding
Source: RefSeq, a predicted model, not a curated record
AGGUUUAACUAUACCAUGUUGUACUUUCCUAACACUUUCUUAUCAUUUUUUUAUUCCUCAUGCCCUCGUCUGCUAACGUGUUUGCACCACUUUGCACUUGCCUAUAUAUAUGUGUAUGAUCUCCCUAUCCAUUCAGAUAUUAUAGCAUCGAAAAGAAACUUGAGAGAAAGAAAACGGCUAAGAAACUUGGGCACACACAAAGCACACUACUCUUUGAAAAUGAAUUCGCCCCACGAAAAGGUGGUGCAAGCUAUCCUUUAUGGACAUAGCUGUGCCAAGCGUUUGAAGCUCUGGCUAGAGGAUCCAAUGGCUGAUGACAGAUCGGUUUCAAGCUAUGAUCUUGCUAAAUCCAUCGUCCAUUGUUUUUCCAACGCCAUCUCAAUCUUAUCUGAUCAACCAAAAUCGGAGGAUGACCAGGUUUCUGAUUUAUCUUCAAUGGAUUCUUCUCCUCCUCUUCCCCACUCCAAAAGAAGAAAGAUUAAUAGUACAAAUUCAACUAAGAACUGGAGGGACGAUUCACCGGAUCCCUACAACGACGGGUUUCUUUGGAGGAAAUACGGGCAAAAGUCUAUAAAAAACUCUAAAUACGAAAGGAGCUACUAUAGAUGUUCUUACCACAUAGAUCAUGACUGUGGAGCAAGAAAGCAUGAACAGCAGAUCAAAGAAAACCCUCCGGUGUACCGAACCACUUACUUUGGCCACCACACUUGCAAGAUUAACCAUAAUCAUGAUGCUGUUUUCACUGCGGUUCAAGAUCAGGUACAUGAUGCGGGAAGUUCCCGGAUUAUACGAUUCGGGAAAGAACUUGAUCAGGAGAAGGGAAGUCACUCUACCGGUUUUUCUUUAUCGGUUAAGCAUGAAGAAUCUAUCAUCAAAGAGGAAACCUGCACGGACCAGUACCGUGAGAUAACCGGUGACGAUAAAGAUUGUCAACAUGUGAUGGAAGAGAAUCAGUCGUCAUCACUAUCAAGUUCUUAUACUCCUCCGUUGUCAUCUGUCAGUGAAACUGACAUGUUUGAUUCAGAUCUGCUAUUGAACAACUUGGACUCGUGGGAUCGUUAUGGUUUGUUUGACUUUGGAGUUCACUAAAAAAAUUUCAGCGAAAGGAUCUCCUUUACGAGAAAUAAUGAAAACUACGCGUAUGUAUGUUAUUGAAUAGUUUCUAUCAUUUUAUCGAGCAUGAGUAGAAUAUUUGAAGUGGGUUGUUGUAACAAAAUCAUUUGCUAGAGACAAUGUGUAAUACAUAUAUCCACCAAACCAGGAAAUAAAAAUAAAACAAAGUUUAGCCAACUUUGGGGUGUAAUAUCGCCAAGUCAACGUUAGUUUUUGGCUGACUUGCUCGAUGAAAAGUAGUGCUGGGUUCGCGGGUCAACCCGCCCCGACCCGCCCCGCCCCGCCGCGGGUCGAAUCAUUUUUUCGAUUCAAAAACUCGACCCGCAUAACCCGCAAACAAAAACUUUCAUAUCCGCACCCGCCCCGCCAAAACCCGCGGGUAACCCGCCAAACCCGCGGGUAAUAUUAAUUAUAUUAAAAAUAGUUAUUUUAAUUAAAAAUAAUUAUUUUUUAUUUAUAUAAUAGUUAUUUUUAAAAAAUACUAUUAAAAAAAUAUAUUUAUAAUUAAAAUUAUACAAAUAUUUAUUGUUUUUUAUAUAUUUUACGAAAAAAUGUUUUUUUUUCAAAAAUGUUUUUUUUUUUUUUUAAUUUGCGGGUUGGCGGUAGGGCUGGGUUCGCGGGUCAACCCGCCCCGCAUGACCCGCCAACCCGCGGAUCGACUCUAUUUUUUAAACUCAAAAUUCCGACCCGCAUAACCCGCGAAAGAAAAAUCGUAAACCCGCACCCGCCCCGCUAAGAUUGCGGGUAACCCGCGGGGCCCGCAUAUAAUAUUAAAUUUAAUAAAUAAUUAUUUUUUUUAUCAAUUAAUUACUUUUUAUAAUAAAAAUUAUACAUUUAUAAUUUAAAUUAUAUAAUUUUCAUUAAUUUAUAUAUUUUUUACAUAUUUUUAUUUUUAUUUUUAUUUAUUUUAAA